AUGUCUGAUAAGAAUAUAACAUCCAUGCAACUCGUUAGCCCUUUGAAUUUUAGCUGCGUGCAGCCCAAACUAUAUCGCGGAUCAUACCCCAGGCCGAUUAAUCUACCGUUCCUCAGGACUUUGCAGUUAGAAUAUAUUGUAUCACUAACACCAGAACCAAUAACCAAUGACCCGAUUCUGAAGAAUUUCUGCGAGGCACAGGGCAUAGAGGUAUUCCAUAUACCCUGUAAUAUCGACAAGGUCUCGAAGGGCAAGCCAAAGAUCAAGAGAAAGAAGAAACAGGUUCCAAUAGAGUACGAUGUGGUAGUGAAGUGUGCGCAGUUUCUAAUAAACAAAAAUCACUAUCCCUGCUACAUACAUUGUUCUAACGGUCAGCUGGUGACCUCUUUGGUUAUAGCCUGUCUUCGGAAGCUGUCAUACUGGAGUACCGUGUCGAUAUUCAACGAGUACCUGACCUACAUGUCUAGCAUCAAUAUCCAUGAGAGGGAAUUUAUAGAGAGCUUUAAUUCGGAAAUUGAGAUUAGCGGAUUAGAUAUGACGGAGAAGGUGCCCUGGAUACUAGCAAGCAAUAUGAAAUCGAACUCGGAAAAUGAUCUGCUUCCAAGCCUGAGAUUCCAUAGUAUAUAG
Eremothecium gossypii ATCC 10895 is the source of this 627-nucleotide messenger RNA. RefSeq names its product protein-tyrosine-phosphatase (gene OCA6). Gene Ontology annotation, molecular function: phosphatase activity. The record is from RefSeq and is marked provisional. Gene Ontology annotation, biological process: protein dephosphorylation. The transcript has a single exon. The coding region runs from base 1 to 627 and encodes 208 amino acids. NCBI's taxonomy places the organism in Eukaryota, Fungi, Ascomycota, Saccharomycetes, Saccharomycetales, Saccharomycetaceae.